This is a messenger RNA of Myotis lucifugus (little brown bat), 703 nucleotides long. RefSeq names its product aquaporin 4 (gene AQP4). NCBI's taxonomy places the organism in Eukaryota, Metazoa, Chordata, Mammalia, Chiroptera, Vespertilionidae. The transcript is spliced from 3 exons. Gene Ontology annotation, molecular function: water channel activity. The annotation marks the transcript as partial. Gene Ontology annotation, cellular component: plasma membrane; basolateral plasma membrane. Gene Ontology annotation, biological process: transmembrane transport. The record is from RefSeq and is a predicted model, not a curated record.
GUUCACGGGAACCUCACUGCAGGCCACGGUCUCCUGGUGGAGCUGAUCAUUACCUUUCAGUUGGUGUUUACUAUUUUUGCCAGCUGUGACUCCAAACGGACUGAUGUCACUGGCUCCAUCGCUUUAGCAAUUGGAUUUUCUGUUGCCAUUGGACAUUUAUUUGCAAUCAAUUACACCGGUGCCAGCAUGAACCCCGCCCGAUCCUUCGGCCCUGCGGUGAUCAUGGGAAUCUGGGAAAACCACUGGAUAUAUUGGGUUGGACCAAUAAUAGGAGCUGUCCUUGCUGGUGGCCUGUACGAGUAUGUCUUCUGUCCAGAUGUUGAACUCAAACGUCGGUUCAAAGAAGCCUUCAGCAAGGCUGCUCAGCAAACCAAAGGGAGCUACAUGGAGGUGGAGGACAACCGGAGCCAGGUAGAGGCCGAUGACUUGAUCCUCAAGCCCGGAGUGGUGCACGUGAUUGACAUGGACCGGGGCGAGGAGAAGAAGGGGAAGGACCCGUCGGGAGAGGUGCUGUCCUCCGUAUGACUAGAAGAUGGCACUGAAAGCAGACGCGAGCCCUUAGAGCUGCCCGCAGAGGUCCUCCCGCCCAUUAAGGAAACAGACUUGUUAUAAGGUAGACGUGUCUCAUGUCACGUUACUCAGUCUAGCUAACAAGUAUUUCAUUCUUUACUAAGGAGGAACGGAAGAAACCUAUUGUGAAUUC